This is a messenger RNA of Ylistrum balloti, 2334 nucleotides long. RefSeq lists its product as uncharacterized. Bases 1 to 2334 code for a protein of 777 amino acids. The record is from RefSeq and is a predicted model, not a curated record. NCBI's taxonomy places the organism in Eukaryota, Metazoa, Mollusca, Bivalvia, Pectinida, Pectinidae. The transcript has 9 exons. Gene Ontology annotation, molecular function: protein binding. Gene Ontology annotation, biological process: signal transduction.
AUGGGUUGUGGGUCAUCCUCUUCAAACACUGCUGUAGUAGCUACAUCUAACAGCAACUUGAAGGUCAACGACCAAAUUACAACAAAAACUCAGUCAGAGAACAUCAAAGACCAGGAAAGAAAUCAGAUAGAUCGAUGUUCUGUUGAUAAAGAAAACUUCUCCACAGAUCAAAGUUCAAAAUUAAAAAAUCAGGAUAUAAUUCACACAAAUCAAACAUCAGACAUGUUUUCAGUCAACUGUCCAAAUCAAGGAGAGAAUGAAAAAGAGGUUAUCAAUGAAAAUGAGAAUCAAGAUAAAAACAAAAAGACAGAUACCACUGAAGAUGAGAAGGAGGCAGAGAAAACUAUGGAAGAAGACGUAGAUUCAGCAGGAAACAAAGAAAAAGUGAAAAAAGUACCACUGACUGAAGAAGAAAUACAAGAAAAAAUCCAAAAGACUUUUGCUGAUGCAAAACACACAUGGGGUCCUUUGCAGGACAAAAAUCUCCUCAUUGAUGCAGAAACAGGGAAAUGUAAUGCAACAUUCAGAAGAAUAGCCAACAACACAUUUUUAUAUCAUUUUAGAUUGAAAGGUUGUCCUUUACAUGUCCAGACAGAGUUUAAAAGUGAUUACUACCGCCUCAUGGUGGCAGAGGAUGCUGUAACAAAAUUCUGUGACAUGCUGGUCUAUAUUCUAAAGCAAGGAUACGAGGAAGAAGAUGGUGAGAUGGAUGCAGUGAUGUAUAAACCAUUGGUUAAUACAUUCGGGGUAUUAACUAAUUUUACAGACAAUCAGAUACAGAGGGCGGACAUUGUGGCAAAUCAUCCAGAAUUUCUCAACGUAAUUGCCGAGAAUUUAAAGGCAUGGACAGAGCCCCAUGUGUGUGGUGAAAAGAUUAGUGUGGCACGUAGUAAAGUUGUAAUCAGCAGUCCUUUGUCGAUUCUUCACAACAUUGCGAUGCAAGACCAGAACAUCAGCAGGUUGCAAAGCCUAGGAUUUGUAGACUUGUUGAAGCCAUUUGUGAACUCACCACAAGAGAAAAAUCGACUUUCUGCUGUGGCAACAUUAGCAGACAUUGUUGAUGAACAGCAGAGCGAGAUUAUUCGGGCAGAUGAAGACAUAAUGAAAUUCAUCAAAAGUUGUUUGAUACGGGCAAUGAAGGACAAGAGCAGAAGGACGAUUGGAUGGAGCCCACAGGAACUAGCCAGAACUGUAAGAAGAAUUGCUCGAAAUGAUGCCAACAAACGGGCUUUGGUAGAGAAAGGGAUAAUCCCUCCACUGGUCAAGCUGGCAGAGAGUGAGGAUGUCUUGGAACAGAGAGAGGCUGUUGGUGCUAUGUGGACCCUAUCCUUCGAUGAGGAAAAUCAGAAAGACAUGAUCCAGGAUAAUGAGUGUAAACCAGUGGACACUUUCAUACGCCUGCAGCAUUCACCCGAUAAGGAAGUAAGAAAAACUUGCAAUGGUGCACUAUGGACAAUGCGAGACAGAUUGGCACAAUCAGAGAACUACAAAGACGUUGGACAAAAAUACAUGUCUCCCCAGGGGAGUCCUGCCCAUGUUGCUUUAAGUGGUAAGGAAGAAUUCAAGUCUGAAGGCCAUAUCAUGAUCAGCUACCAGUGGGGUAACCAAAACAUGUUAAAGAGGAUCCGUGAUGGUUUACGUGCCAACGGAUUCAAAGUUUGGAUGGACAUUGAUGACAUGGAAGGAUCUACACUGGAUGCAAUGGCACGUGCUGUGGAAAAUGCCGAUGUUGUUCUUGUCUGCUUUUCACAGAAGUACAAAGACAGUGACAACUGUAGAGCUGAGGCUGAAUAUGCUUUUCAAAAGAAGAAAAAGAUUAUUCCACUAAAAAUGGAACAAAACUACAAACCAGAUGGCUGGCUAGGUUUUAUCUGUGGUGCAAAACUUUUCUUUGAUUUUGGGGGAAAAUAUUCCUUUGAGUCUCGUAUGGAGGGUUUAGUGAAGGAACUCUUUUCUAAACAAAACAAGGAUGUGACUGACGGUGUCAUCAUUCCAGAGACUGUGUCUGUUGUGGCUGGUGCACCUGUUGCCAAGGAUCAAACUGUGGCGCCUGUGUACAGUAGACCACCACCUGCUGGUGUCAGCCAUGUUUCCAUGGCAUCAGUGGAUUCAGUGAAAAAGUGGAAUGACAAAGAUGUUGACAAAUGGAUGGCAAAACACAGCCUAUCUGUGCAACAUGUAAAAAAGAUGACUGGUUUAGAAAUAGCGUUCCUGAUGUUGCUCAAGAUGGAGUCCCCAGAUUUCUUCUACAAGGUUAUAACUGACACUCUGAAGAUCACAAAUCUUCUAACUAUUGCACAGAUCAGAUUCGCAUUGGAUGACACAACGCUCUAG